Coturnix japonica (Japanese quail) is the source of this 1938-nucleotide messenger RNA. It is a transcript of the gene DNAJC14, whose product is annotated as DnaJ heat shock protein family (Hsp40) member C14. Lineage: Eukaryota; Metazoa; Chordata; Aves; Galliformes; Phasianidae. The record is from RefSeq and is a predicted model, not a curated record. Gene Ontology annotation, molecular function: dopamine receptor binding.
CCGGAAGUGACGUCGGCGGCCGUGGCGGGCGGGCGGAAGGCGGAAGUGAGGAACGUGAGGGACCCGGGGGGGGGCGGGAGGAGGCGGCGGACCCCCCCCCCAGCACCGGCCCCGCGGGGCAGCGCUCCAUCCCGGCCCUGCAGCCCCUCAUCGCUCUGCUUGGCCCUUCAACCCCGUUCCCCCGGGCUUGUCCCGUUCGGUCCCAUCCCGGUGCUGAUCCCGGUACCGGUUUCAGGCCCGGGAUGAUGGCGGUGACUUAAGGCCCGGUUCGCCCAUGGAGGGGAGCGGGGCCAACCGGCAGCGCUGUGCACGGAGCGGCGCCGCCUGGAACGGGCACUGCGGGCACGGAGCGGAACCGACGGAUCAUCACGGGGACGGCGGGGAACGAGCGGAACCUCGGAACCACCCGGUACCGGACGGAACCUGCAACGAACCCGGGAACGAGGAGGGAGACGAGGAACCGGGGAAAGGAAACCGGAGGGUGCGGAGGAAACAACGGCAGCGAUCGGUUCAUAAGGAGAAGGAGGAGAACGGCGGCAGGGGGCGGCUCAAGGAGCGGCUGGAAGCGGCGCUGAACAACGGGAACGGACGGAGCGAACCGGGAACCGGGCGGGGAUGGACGCGGAGAGCGGCGCUAAGGGCGGCCCGGGGGCUGCGGGCGGGCGGGGAGUCGGUGCUGCGGCUGCUGGGGACGGUGUGUGCCGUGAUGCUGCUGCUCGUCGUGCUGCUGAUCGGGGCCAUCCGGUUGUGCUGGAGGAUGGUGAUUAACGGGGGCAGAGCGAUGGGACGGAGCCGGUUGGCGGAGCUGCUGGACGCCGCCGUGAUCCGCAGGAUCAUCCGGGAGGACGGGACUUGGAGGCGGAUCUGGGUGCGAUGGAGGCGGAGAACAGCCCAGGAGCCGCAGGGGGGGUGUGGGGUGAUGGGGGAUGCGGUGGCCGGUUGUGAGCUGGGAGCUCCCGGUAGCUCCGAGGAGGAGGUGUCCCGGCUGCUGGCCAUGGCCGAGGGGCCCGAGGAGGAGCUGAACCCGUUCCAGGCGCUGGGAGUGGAAGCGACGGCGUCGGACGCGGAGCUGAGGAAGGCGUAUCGCCGGCUGGCCGUGCUGGUUCAUCCGGAUAAGAGCCAGCACCCCAGAGCCGAGGAGGCCUUCAAAGUGCUGAGAGCGGCGUGGGACAUCGUCAGCAGCCCCGAGAGGAGGAAGGAGUAUGAGAUCAAACGGAUGGCAGAGAGCGAGCUGAGCAGGUCAGUGAGUGAGUUCCUGAGCCGGCUGCAGGAUGACCUGAAGGAGGCCAUGAACACCAUGAUGUGCAGCAAGUGCCAGGGCAAGCACAGGAGGUUUGAGAUGGACCGUGACCCGCUGAGCGCCCGCUAUUGCGCUGAGUGCAGCCAGCUGCACCCUGCCGAGGAGGGCGACCUGUGGGCAGAGUCCAGCCUGCUGGGGCUGAAGAUCACCUACUUUGCUAUGAUGGAUGGGAAGGUCUAUGACAUUACAGAGUGGGCUGGGUGUCAGCGUGUGGGGAUCUGCCCGGACAUUCCCACCGUGUCCUUAUCACUAUCUUCAUUUGGGGUGCGUUCUGGAGCAGGCGGGAGGCAGAGGAGCACCUCCAAAGGCAGCCCCAGCUCUGCCGACCUGCAGGACUUCUUCACCCGCAUGUUCCAAGGGACCUCAGGACAGGUGCCUGGGGGGUUCCCACCUCCCCCCACCCCCACAGCCCCCCAGGGGGCCACAGCUGGGACCACAAGGACGGAGGGGACCGUCCCUAAGGGUGACACCAAGCACAAGAGGAGGAAGAAGGUGCGUCGGCCCUUCCAGCGCUGAGCACACCGUGCAGGGCUGUAUAUGGAGGCCCCAAUCAGUGCUUAUGGACUCUCCCUGGCCAGGGACGAUGGUGCUCUGCUGGGCACUACAAGGGCUCUUCUUUCAAAUAAAAAUCUAUUUUU